Ambispora leptoticha is the source of this 1596-nucleotide messenger RNA. Lineage: Eukaryota; Fungi; Glomeromycota; Glomeromycetes; Archaeosporales; Ambisporaceae. The record is from the annotation of a GenBank genome assembly.
AUGGAAAAAGUCCCAGAGCACCGAAAAAAUGCAUUCAAGUCAAAAAAUCUCUUAAAGCCUGAAGAGUUAAGACGACGUCGCGAAGAGCAGCAAAUUGAAAUUAGGCGUAAAAAUCGCGAAGAAUCUUUAGCGAAACGACGUAACUUAAAUGUUCCUGCUUCACCAGAUUCCGAUGAUGAAUCUGCAAUGGCAUUGUUUAAAGCUCAGCUUCAAGAUCAACUUCCAGGAAUGAUACAAGGUGUUUUUUCCGAUAAUGUCGAAGAACAGCUUCAGGCGACAACAAAAUUCCGUAAGUUGCUUUCGAGAGAAAGGCACCCGCCAAUUGAGCAAGUGAUUGAAUGCGGUGUUGUAGCUCGAUUUGUCGAAUUCUUGAGAUCACCUCAUACUCUUGUGCAGUUUGAAGCUGCUUGGGCUCUAACCAAUAUUGCAUCGGGAUCCUCUCAGCAAACACAAGUUGUAAUUGACCAUGGUGCUGUACCCAUAUUUGUGGAAUUAUUAGAUAGUACGUUCGCUGAUGUUAGAGAGCAGGCUGUAUGGGCUCUAGGAAAUAUUGCUGGUGAUAGCCCUUAUUGUCGUGAUUACGUUUUACGUGAGGGAGCUCUUCGCCCUCUAUUGGGCAUUUUGAAUGAGCCGCAUAAACUUUCGAUGUUGCGGAAUGCAACAUGGACUUUAUCAAAUUUAUGUCGAGGCAAAACUCUGCAACCGGAAUGGAAUCUGAUUUCUCCAGCCCUUCCCGUUCUUGCUAAACUCAUCCACUCAAUUGAUGAUGAAGUUCUCAUAGAUGCUUGUUGGGCCAUUUCUUAUCUUUCCGAAGGAAUCAAUGAGAAAAUACAGUCAGUGAUCGAAGCUGGCGUAUGCAGACGUUUGGUAGAACUUUUAAUGCAUCAGUCAACAUCCGUACAAACACCUGCUUUACGUUCCAUUGGGAAUAUUGUCACCGGAGAUGAUGUCCAAACUCAAGUAGUUAUCAAUUGUGGCGCACUUACUGCCCUCUUAAAUCUAUUAUCGAGUACAAAGGAAGGAAUUCGCAAAGAAGCAUGCUGGACAAUUUCGAAUAUUACUGCUGGCAACUGUGCUCAAAUACAAGCAGUAAUAGACGCGAAUAUCAUUCCUAUACUUAUUAACAUCUUACAAAACGCGGAUUUUAAGACGCGCAAGGAAGCGUGUUGGGCAAUUUCUAAUGCGACCUCGGGUGGAUUGAACAAACCUGAACAGAUAAGAUAUUUGGUUAGUCAAGGAUGUAUCAAACCAUUAUGUGAUCUGUUAACUUCCUUAGAUAACAAAAUUAUUCAAGUUGCUCUUGAUGGCAUUGAAAAUAUACUUAAAGUCGGAGAUUUGGAAAAAGUAGAUGGUGUCAAUCAGUUCGCAUUGUAUGUUGAAGAGGCUGGUGGCAUGGAGAAAAUUCAUAACCUUCAAGUUCAUGAAAACGUGGAAAUCUAUAAGAAAGCCUACCAUAUUAUUGAUAAAUAUUUUGGGGAGGACGAAGAAGACGCAACUUUGGCACCAGAAAUGGAUGUGUCCACAGGUCAUUUUGCUUUCCAAACAGAUUUAAAUAUGCCACAAGGAGGUUUUAAUUUCGAAGGACAAUCGAUGUAA